CUCGCAUCAGCAUCACGGGGUCUAAUCGCUCUUUCUCCAUCACCGAGGCGUAGGAGGCGUCUAUCAAACCUGUGGAGCGUCUGUCUGUCUGGGAAGCGCCGCUGUCAUCCCGUAACACUCAACACAUUCUCGGCUUAAAGGAAGUUGGAGCGAACAGCUGUGCGCACGCGCUACAUUUGGGAGUCAAUCGAGCAGCCAUGGACAUGUUCAAGAAGGGUUUCUCCAAAGCCAAAGACGGGGUCGUGUUGGCGGCGGAGAAAACCAAGCAGGGAGUGACCGGAGCGGCGGAGAUGACGAAGGACGGGGUCAAGUUUGUCGGUAACAAAACAAAGGAUGGAGUCACAACAGCUGUGUCUGGAGUAUCACAGGUGGGUGGAGCCGUGGUUACCGGGGUUACCGCAGUAGCCCACAAAACGGUGGAGGGAGCAAGCAACAUUGUCGUUGCCACCGGGUUGGUCAAGAAGGAUCCGGCCAAAAGUGAAGAAGCCUCAGCAGCACAGGACAUGGCAGAGUCACCGGUUGAUGCCGACCUGUCUGAGGCUACAGAGGACGACACCGAUGACAACUGAGGGAGAACCUCACGGUCGAAGACCAACGACCCAAACAUUCCAUGUCGCUCUGCCAAGUCCCGUUGUGCCUCGUUUUGGUCCUCUAUGGAGUCUGUGCCCAACAUCUAUGUGUGUGUGUGUUUCUGUUUGCGUUGUUACGUAUGUCUGAACAGUAUUACAUGUUGUCGAGAAAGAGAUAUAUUGUGUGUGUGUGUGUGUGUGUGUGUGUGUGCGCCUUUUACACAUCAGUCCUGAAAGUGAGUAAUUACAGUGAGUAAACGUGUGUGUGUGUGUGUGUGUGUGUAUGUUGUAUUCACCUGUGUGGCUAAUUCUCAAACAUUGAAAUAUAACACGUCAAGCGCCUAAAUGUCUCGAUAUUAAUGAAGAAUUGACAGUGAUCGGUUUGAGAUGGACGUGUAAUGAUAUUCUCUACUUUUGUGUGUCGUCGCUGUAUUUUGCGGUGGGCUUCAAAGUGCGGAGCUGUUCGUGGAUUCAUAUUGUAUUUUCUAAUUUAUCACCGCUGUGACAAAUACAUCUCAUACUGAAUGGACUUUUGGAAAACCAAGAGAAUGUAUAACUACUCGUCUGCACAAUGAAUUUAGUUGGAGUUAAGUGUUAAAUAAAAAUAAGUACGAAAAUGUG
Messenger RNA from Pseudoliparis swirei, 1190 nucleotides. Its product is annotated as alpha-synuclein-like. Lineage: Eukaryota; Metazoa; Chordata; Actinopteri; Perciformes; Liparidae. Gene Ontology annotation, cellular component: axon terminus; neuronal cell body; cytoplasm. Gene Ontology annotation, biological process: synaptic vesicle endocytosis; chemical synaptic transmission; synapse organization. Bases 198 to 569 code for a protein of 123 amino acids. Gene Ontology annotation, molecular function: cuprous ion binding. The record is from RefSeq and is a predicted model, not a curated record. The transcript has 7 exons.